AUUGUGCAAUUGGAGCUGCGAGGUGAAAGCAGAAUGGAGGUGGGGAGCUGCGAGGCGCUCGUAGGUUUGUGGUUUCAGCGGCGGCAGCAGCAGCAGCAGCAGCAGCAGCAGCAGCAGCAGCAGCAGCAAUAGUAGCAGCCAGCCAGCCAGCCAGCCGCCUGCACGGGGGGCUUUGUUACUUGCACCCAAUCGUCGCCCAUUAAGCCCCCUCCUCCUCCUUUUCCUCCCUCCGCACCCAGCCAAGCGGCCACGAUGGAGCAAGGACAGAAAGAUCUCUAAAAAAAGAAGACGAAGAAGGCAAGAAGAAGGGAGAGCGGCUCAUCGGAGCCCUCCUGCUCCUCGUCCUCCUCCUCCACGCCGGGAAGAGCGGCACCGACUCCCCGAGAGGCAAGAGGAGCCAUUUCUCUCCCCCCCGCUUCUAACGUGGCUCCGCUCUGGCUGCCGCGCAGGCACCUUCUUUGGCGGCGCUUCGCAGCCCAACCGGAGCUGUGACACUCAAGAUACUUCCCCUCCUCUCCUGGUGUUGCCUCGGAAGAUCCCGCACCCAACCCCUCCGCCUUCCUGUAGCCAACGAACUCAAUGAACCCAAUGAAACCAUCGCUCCCGCCCACCCCGCAUGGUGAUGGUUCAUAUGCCUACGAGUCAGUUCCUUGGCAACAGAAUACCAAUCAGCCUGCAGGAUCUCUCUCAGUAGUAACCACUGUGUGGGGAGUCAGCAACACAUCCCAGAGUCAGGUUUUUGGAAACCCCAUGGGCCCUGGGGGAAACACCUCUGGCAAUCCCAUGAUGCCCAGUGUGGCCAGCAGCGGCUCUGGAAUGAACUCACCUCAGUUUAUGGGGCAGCAGCCUUACCCUGAGGGCUCCACCGGGAAGGGCUACGUGCAGCCAGGAAUGUACAGUCGUAACACUUACCCUGCAGGGCCGGGAUUCACCACAAGUUAUACAGGCAGCCCCAAUGGCCCUGGGGGAAUGGGCAUUCCUGCACAUACUGGGAGACCCCCUGCAGACUUCACCCAAGCAGCCGCCGCCGCCGCCGUGGCAGCUGCUGCCGCCACGGCCACAGCCACGGCCACGGCCACAGUUGCUGCCCUACAAGAGAAGCAGAGCCAGGAACUGAGCCAGUAUGGAGCGAUGGGGGCUGGGCAGGCGUUCAAUAGCCAGUUCCUUCCUCACUCGGGGCCCCGAGGACCAGCCGUGCCCCCUGGGAUGAAUCCUGCCAACAUGGGUGGUGUGAUGGGAGCUUCUGGGAUGUCUCCUAUGAGCAUGAACACGGCGAGAGCUCCGGCAAUGAAUGCCAUGUACGGUGGACAACGGAUGCCCCAACACGGAUACCCAGGGCCUCCGCAAGGCCAGCAGAUUCCCAGGCAAAGCGUAAAGAGGACCUACUCUAGUGAGGGUUACCCCACACAACAGUACAUACAGGGAGGCCAGUACCCCACCCAGGCUGGACAAUACGCCGCCAAUGCGCCUCAGCCGUCUGCUCCGUCCCCCUCGUAUCCCGGCCACAGGAUGCCCAUGCAACAGGGAAUGAGCCAAUAUCUCUCUGCCUCUGGCACUAGUGGCCCGUACUAUAAGCCUACCGAUCAGUUCAAUGGUCAAAAUGCCAAUUUCAACGGGGGCAACUUCAACAGCUAUGGACAGGCUACUAUGAAUGGGCCUGGAAGAUCUAUGCCUGGUUACCCUAGCUCCCCACUACCUGGAAAUCCCACCCCUCCAAUGACACCUGGAAGUAACAUCCCCCCAUACAUGUCCCCAGGGCAGGAUGUAAAGUCACCAUUCCUUCCAGACAUCAAACCCAACAUCAACUCUUUGCAUCCCUCCCCUUCUGGUAACCCUUGCGACGAGUUGCGCUUGACGUUUCCUGUGCGGGAUGGCGUGGUAUUGGAACCCUUUCGUCUCCAGCACAACCUGGCUGUCAGCAAUCAUGUCUUCCAGCUCAGGGACUCUGUUUACAAGACGCUGAUGCUCAGGCCUGACUUGGAGCUGCAAUUUAAAUGCUACCACCACGAGGACCGACAAAUGAACACCAACUGGCCAGCCUCAGUCCAGGUUAGCGUGAAUGCGACGCCCCUGACCAUUGAGCGGGGAGACAACAAGACGUCGCACAAGCCCCUCUACCUAAAGCAGGUGUGCCAGCCUGGCAGAAACACCAUCCAGAUCACCGUCACCGCUUGCUGCUGCUCUCACCUCUUCGUCCUGCAGCUGGUGCACCGGCCUUCAGUGCGGUCCGUUUUGCAAGGCUUGAUAAAGAAGCGGCUGCUGCCGGCGGAGCACUGCAUCACCAAAAUAAAGCGAAACUUUAGCAGUGGCACAAUCCCUGGGACUCCGGGCCCAAAUGGCGAAGAUGGGGUGGAGCAGACGGCCAUCAAGGUGUCUCUGAAGUGCCCCAUCACUUUUCGGAGAAUCCAGCUUCCUGCAAGGGGUCAUGAUUGCCGGCACAUACAGUGCUUUGACCUGGAGUCCUACCUGCAGCUGAACUGUGAAAGAGGGACGUGGAGAUGUCCUGUUUGCAAUAAAACAGCUUUGCUGGAGGGGCUCGAAGUGGAUCAGUACAUGUUGGGGAUUCUGAUCUAUAUUCAAAACUCCGAAUACGAGGAGAUCACCAUCGACCCGACGUGCAGCUGGAAGCCCGUGCCCGUCAAGCCCGACAUCCACAUCAAGGAGGAACAGGACGGGCCCGUGCUGAAGCGCUGCCGCACCAUGAGCCCCACCCACAUGGUGAUGCCCAACGUCAUGGAGAUGAUUGCUGCCCUGGGGCCCGGCCCCUCGCCUUUUGGGCCUCUGCAGCCCCCGCCUGCCAACAGCGGCGGCAGCGACUACAGCAGCCAAAGUUCAAGCUUUUCCGGCCCUGGAAGUUUCCCAGAUUCAUUCCCUACUGUGAACCCCGGCACCCCGACGUUAAACGAAUUCAACCCCGGACCGCCCCCGAUCUCAUACCAGUCUGACAUUCCCAGCAAUCUGCUGACUCCCGAAAAGCCACCAGCGCCCUCCAUCACUGGGCAGAUGCCGCCGUCCAGCAGGAUGGACCCUUCUUCGCACAAUCCUGUGCAGCAGGGGCUAAACAACCCCAACCUCAGCAGUCAACAAGGGCAACAGCAGCAGCAGCAGCAACAGCAGCAGCAGCAACAGCAGCAGCAGCAGCAGCAGCAGCAACAGCAACAGCAGCAGCAGCAGCAGCAGCAGCCCCUCCACCACCGGAACCCUCCCACACCACAGUCGCGGCAGCCUAUGGGGCAGUCGGGCUCGGGAGGCCAGGCGCACGGAGGGGAACUCGCUUUCAAUCCUGGUCCUGGGAUGGGCGGGACGCCUGGACCGGUGGAAGGGCCCGAGCCUUCCCUUGACCUGCUUCCCGAGCUGACGAACCCAGAUGAGCUGCUGUCCUACCUGGGACCCCCUGACCUCCCCAAUAACAGCAACGAUGACCUGCUUUCUUUGUUUGAGAACAACUGAAGCCGCCCAUUAUGGAACGCAGUCAACAAGCUCCACACACACACCACACACCUGCACAUCACGUACACACACGCCAACACACACUCACACUUUUCUCUCUCACAAAAUGGAUCCCAUAGCUUCCCAGGCUCUCACUGAGAGAGAGGCCUUGCCUUGUAUAGCGGCGGCGCCCACUGAGUUCUACCAGUGAGUCAGAACAGUACUGAGGUGGCCCAAGGCACUUUGGCCAGGCAGUAACCCCAUUUUCUUAGAAUUGCCUCUAGCCUACAGGAGAGCUCCCGUGGACACUAGAGCAGCUGGCUUUAGCGGUUUGGGAAAUCCUUCCUACACAGGAGAGCGGAUAGUGCUGGUGGAAGGGACCGUUCCUGACGAAUUUCUUUUUAACAAGCUCUCAGACCAUGCCAAGGUGCGAGGUCAGCCACGCGGCGGCUAUAUUGUUUCGACUGAUCUGCCCAAGAGACAUCCUGUAAACCCACAGCCAGGGAAGGAAGAGAUGGAGCCAAACAGCUUCCUGAAAUUUUAGCAGAACUGAUGACUCUCCCCUUCCUUCCUCAUGCACGUCGUUCUGCCAUUUGAGAAGUCUUGGGAUGGACAGAUUUGCCUGGACACGUGAAGCUAUCGAAUGAAACUGGCUCCUCCUUGUCGAUACUUUUCCUCGUGUUUUUAAGCCUCAAGCUCCAAGGAAGGGCAGAGACCUACCGCAUCUGGAAGAAGUACAUGGAGCUUGCUUGCUCUUGCAUGUCCCUGGAGCUGGAGGCCCCCAAGAACCAGGCUCUGCCCGUCCAAACUCCCCAGUCCUGAGAUGGACAAGCGGCUGUUUUGUCUUACGGCUUCCAGCGUCAUGGAAGUGCCAGAACAAACCAGAAUCGGGAUCAGAAAACCUGUCCAUGCUCCCUGCUCCAAAGGUUUGGUUUCUGUCAAAGCACCUCACAAGAACUUGAGCUGGAAAACUCCUCUCCCCCCCCCCCCCAUUUCUUCCCCAUGGACUACUGCAGCAAAGAAGCAUAACUCUGGCUGGAAGAACACGCCAUUCCCUGGACACAGCCUGACAGACUGUCUCCAUCAGUCGAUGGAUCUGUCUACAAGCACAACAAUGUAAAUAAUGUAGAAACACUAAAAGGAAACAAAAGUGAGGGGUGGGAGUUGAGAGGGCGGGGAGGGGAGGGAAAGAAAUAUUUAAAAGCAAGCGCAUCACUCUGUUGUAUAGUCUCAAGGGCUUCCCAGCCUUGGGGCGAAAGUCCUCUGUAUAAAUGUGCAUAAGCUUCCUAGAUUGUAAUAUAGACCAUUCCAUAUGGGGGCUGUGUGCACCAUCCAGAGACUUGAUGCCUUUAGCCAUAGCUGGGACCUGUCCCUUGCGUUGAUGACAUUUGUGCGUCCCACCAAAGUAGGAUCUGGAUGCUGAGAAUUAACUCAUUUUAAGCCCGAGCCCCAGAAAUUAAGUGCAACAAGUCAGUCCAAAACAACGUGUGUAUGUGUUGACCUGCCAUUCCCCUCCAUCCCGCUCAGGAACCUACUUCAGUUGAGGUUGCAUUUGGGAUGGCGUCAAAGAGGUCCCAAAGGUUACCUGUUUAUGUGAAGAAUCAAACCAUUGUUUGUGGCCGGGUUUCCUGAGCCAGGGAGUCCCUGUGUCCAAGUGCUGACAGCUCUGUUGAGUUUUGUGUAUCUUGUUUCAUUAUUACUAUAUAUUAAAGGAUUCUUUUUGGUGGGGCUCGCCAAAUA
Elgaria multicarinata webbii is the source of this 5169-nucleotide messenger RNA. It is a transcript of the gene ZMIZ2, whose product is annotated as zinc finger MIZ-type containing 2. Gene Ontology annotation, cellular component: chromatin. NCBI's taxonomy places the organism in Eukaryota, Metazoa, Chordata, Lepidosauria, Squamata, Anguidae. The record is from RefSeq and is a predicted model, not a curated record. The transcript has 19 exons. Gene Ontology annotation, biological process: protein sumoylation; regulation of transcription by RNA polymerase II. Gene Ontology annotation, molecular function: SUMO ligase activity; zinc ion binding. The coding region runs from base 580 to 3450 and encodes 956 amino acids.